Messenger RNA from Agrilus planipennis (emerald ash borer), 1789 nucleotides. Its product is annotated as protein Skeletor, isoforms B/C. The transcript is spliced from 6 exons. The coding region runs from base 110 to 1423 and encodes 437 amino acids. The record is from RefSeq and is a predicted model, not a curated record. Lineage: Eukaryota; Metazoa; Arthropoda; Insecta; Coleoptera; Buprestidae.
UCAAGAGUGGGAACAUAUAGUUCUUGUAGAUUUCCAUCAGUGAGAUUUAAGUGAAAGACAGUUUGAAACUAAAAACAGUGCAAGUGAGACCUCAGUGUAAUUGACAAAAAUGGUGAACGGGACAAGAAAUAAUGUGAUGGGUAGUGCGGUUGUCAUAUUUUGGAUUUUUAUGUUAGUGCUCCAAUCCGCCAACGGAGUUCAAUACUUGGGAAAAUUUGUUGGAAAAUUGUCAGAACUGCAACACGAUGUAUCAGGAGAAGUGUAUGCUGUCGAUUCCCGAACCUUACAUAUCAAAGGGCUCACGUAUGACGGACAAGGACCGUCGGCAUUCUUCUUCGUGGGUGACACGAAAGUACCGAGCAGUGCAGGUUACAAAUUAAGAGACGAACAUGGACGACCCGACAAAUUACGAAGAUAUAACGGGGAAAGUAUCACUCUUACAUUGCCAGAAGGGAAAACACUGGGUAACAUAAAAUGGCUGUCCAUUUGGUGCGAAGAAUUCUCUGUAAGUCUACAUAAUAAAUAUCUAGUUUUGUACAGCAGACUGUGUUACUUAUUUGUUUGUUUAUUUACAGAUGCAAAAUUCUGGGCGGGCAGGGGCCCAAAACCUUCGCCUCAAGGUAUCAGAAUCCCGGAUGAGAAUGGCAAAGAAACACCCCUUAGGAAAUAUGAUAGGAAAACGGUGGUUUUGACUCUACCAGGAGAGCUAACAGUUUUUGACAUAGGCCACUUUGGUAUCUGGUGCGAACAAUUCACGGUCGAUUUUGGACAUGUUCAAAUCCCUUCGACCCUUAACAUUCCACCUUCGUUAAAAAUGCUCGGCGUCAGUCCACAGAAACGACCUCGCUUGGAUUUAAUCGCAAGCGAAGUGUCAAAAUCAAGAACCCAACUAGUGGGGGGACAAAACAUCAGACCGACAACGUUUCGACCCCCAUCACUAGUACUACCCCAGCAUCGUAGUGACGUUGCCGAAAUCUAUAAAUCCGCAUCUCCCCAACAUGGUCUGGUUCAUCGCGAUAUUUUCGGAACGGCAAGACAAAACUCGAUCAACAACAACGGAAAUCCUCAAGAAGACCAGCAACGGUACCAAGAGCAGUUGUAUCAGCAACAGCAACUGCUGAUACAACAACAAAGGCUGCAAAAUCCACAAUUUCAAAAUAAUAACCAGUUUUAUAAUCAACAGCAAUUUGUCCCACAACAACAGCAACCGCAACAACAACAAAUAAACUAUUUCCAACAACCGAAUCCUCAAGAAAUCGCAUAUAGACAAAGGUUGUUCGAACAACAAAGGUUCGCCCAAGAGCAAGCCAGUUAUAAUCAACUAUUACAAAAUAGGAGACUUCAAGAAGAGCAACUUAUAAGGGCCAUGAUCAAUAGGCAAAACCGAUUCACUAUAAAUAAUAACCCAAAUUAUAAUAACUAAGAAAGAAUCAGUUUCUUUUUAAAAUAAUUACUUAUUCGUAUCUUUAAUACCACGGUUCCUUAUCCCCAAAAUUCUUUUCGUAUUUCGUAGGUUUAUCAAAUAGAUCACAAAUUCCAAAUAUUCAAUUCGUAAAUUUUCUCAUUCUGUAGUUAUUUAAACGGGUCUGUUAUUUCAAAAUUAUCAUAAAAAUUUUUUGUAAAUAUAUAAAUAUGUCCAUUAUGUGAAGUUUAUUUAAUUAAUUGAUAACUUCUCUGGUCCAACGUGAGUUAUAAAUAUCUAAAUAAUAACUUACUGGCCGUUAGAAAAUGUACACCUGUGUGUUUUUUAUCUGUACAUUAUUAUUUAAUAAACACCUAAUUAACAAGU